AAAAGUGUGACAAAAAUGUUAAUUGGAACAAUGUGAUACUACAAAUUUGUGCCGUUUCUCCCUCUCACACUUUCCAUAAAAGACAAUCAUUCCUUCACAUGAACAAUCCUCAAUUCUCCUCCACUAAAUUUUUUUCUCCUACUACCACUAAACUCCAAACAACACCUUAAAUUUUCUACAAAUCCUUGUAUACUUUUCUUACUAUCUUUCUAAAAGUUCAUGUUUUUCAGCCAUGAAUAAUAACCAAAAUGAUGAAGAAAUUUCUAGCUCCAAAAAUUCUGUUCCAAGAUUAAAACUUUUAGAUUUUAGCCUUAGACUUUCUGUUAUUCCUCUUAGUGUUGCUUCUUUAUGUUUAACUGUAACCAACAAUGAAGAUAAUCCUGAUUAUGGAAGCAUUAAAUUCAUCAACUUUUCUGGACUCAAGUAUAUGUGCUGUGUUGCUGCCAUUGCUGCUGGAUAUGCUGUUGUUGCUGCAAUUUCAACUUGGAUUCGUUGCUUAGUUAACAAAACUUGGGUCUUCUUUGUCUCUGAUCAGGUGAUGGCCUACCUGAUGGUAACAUCAGGGGCAGCAGGAGCAGAGUUGAUGUACUUGGCAUACAAAGGUGAUGUUGAAGUAUCAUGGAGUGAGGCUUGCACUGCAUAUGGAAACUUCUGCACUAAGCUCAAAGUAGCACUGCUUCUUCAUUUCUUAGCUCUCUUUUGCUUCCUUAUUUUGGCUAUUAUCUCAGCUUUUAGGGCUUUCACUAUGUUUGAUCCCCCAAAUCCCAUUAAUACACAGGUAGAAGAAAUUGAAAGGACUUAAUUUAACCUGGUUUAAUCUCCAUGUAAUGCUUUGAAUUUUGACAUCUACUCUACUUUGAGUUGCUAGUAAUUGUUAUCCUCAAA
Messenger RNA from Beta vulgaris subsp. vulgaris (sugar beet), 885 nucleotides. Its product is annotated as CASP-like protein 2D1. The transcript has 3 exons. Bases 233 to 802 code for a protein of 189 amino acids. The record is from RefSeq and is a predicted model, not a curated record. NCBI's taxonomy places the organism in Eukaryota, Viridiplantae, Streptophyta, Magnoliopsida, Caryophyllales, Amaranthaceae.